This is a messenger RNA of Medicago truncatula (barrel medic), 555 nucleotides long. RefSeq lists its product as uncharacterized. Lineage: Eukaryota; Viridiplantae; Streptophyta; Magnoliopsida; Fabales; Fabaceae. Gene Ontology annotation, molecular function: zinc ion binding; nucleic acid binding. The transcript is spliced from 3 exons. The coding region runs from base 1 to 555 and encodes 184 amino acids. The record is from RefSeq and is a predicted model, not a curated record.
AUGUUGGAAACUUUUCUGAGAAAUCAUCCACCAACUUUUAAGGGAAGGUACGAUCCUGGUGGAGCUCAGAAGUGGCUCAAAGAGGUUGAGAGAAUCUUCAGGGUCAUGCAAUGCAGUGAGGUUCAGAAGUGGGAGGGUGAGCUUCCAAUCCUUGAGAACGGAGGAGAAGCUGUGACCUGGGCUGUGUUUAGGAGGGAGUUCCUGAACAAGUACUUUCCAGAAGAUGUCCGUGGAAAGAAGGAGAUCGAGUUUCUAGAAUUGAAACAGGGAGAUAUGUUAGUGACUAAGUAUGCUGCAAGGUUUGUGGAGCUUGCUAAAUUUUAUCCACAUUACACCGCCGAGACUGUUGAGUUCUCCAAGUGCAUAAAGUUAAGAAUGGGCCACAAGAGUAAUGUUUGCAAUGGUGAUGAAAAGAAGUGCUUCCGAUGUGGGAAGAAAGGGCAUACGAUAGCGGAAUGCAAGCGUGGUGAUAUUGUUUGCUUCAAUUGUGACGAAGAAGGCCAUCUUAGUUCGCAGUGCAAGAAGCCUAAGAAGGCUCAGGAAAGGCCAUCUUAG